AUGUCUCGCUUUGCUAGUUUACUUUUGUUGAUCAUUUACUUAUCGUAUGUCCUUGCGAUAAAAACCUGUGAAACAUUCAGUGACUAUUACAAAAUUGCCAGUGAUAAAUGCUUCGACAAUCCUGAUGCAGGAGCACCACCUCUCGAGAUCUUGAGGAGGUGGGGCUGUCAUGCUGCUGAAUACAAUGUAACCACUAAGGAUGGCUACCAAAUUUCGAUUAUUAGGGCUUGGCCCACACAUAUCACUCAGCCCAUUCCCAUUGUGAUGGGCCAUGGUAUAUACAUGAACAGCUUGGGAUUCAUCAGUAUGUUCAAUAAAACAAUCGCAUAUAAUCUUAUCCAAGAAGGCUAUGAUGUUUACCUCAUCAACUUCCGGGGAACAUUGUUCAGCACAGGUCACACCAAUAUGACCCAAAGUGAUUACGAUUAUUGGAUGUACAGUUUUCACGAGAUGGGCAUUUGUUCAACAUUAACUGCGUUGGAUCUAGUAGCUCGAAUAUCUGGGAAGCCCAAAUCUAUAUACAUUGGAUAUUCCAUGGGCACAACAGCGAUGUUCGUUUAUUCCACUCUGUAUCCUACUGAAGCUUCUGAAAGAUUGGCUGGAGUGAUAGCCUUAGCACCUGUUGCGAAUGUGACAGAGAUAAGGUCGAUUGUCAGUUACUUUGCACCGUUCUGGAGAUUUCCAAUCAAACCUAUUGCAAAGCUGCUCUUCAAUGGAAUACUGCUGCCCAGAAAUGAAGCUAUAAACAGGUUUUGCGCCUAUGGACCAAUCCCUAUUUUCCUCUGCUAUGCAUCCAGGGUUUUGAUUUUUGGACCAGAUUUCAAAAGCUUGGACCCUCUUUAUAGACCAGUGACGAAUAUAAACCAUCCAGAUGUCAUAGCAGCAAAUGUAAUAGAGCACUACUGGCAAUGUUACAAAACCAGGAGAUUCAUACAAUAUGACCAUGGUGCAGAGGAGAACCUGAUUCAGUAUGGAAGUGUAAUACCGCCAGACUACCCGAUUGAAGAUAUCCGUACUCCAAUGUCAUUUUUCGUAGCAGACAAUGACUGGAUCGCAGAAGAGCAUAACGCCUUGGCUACAUACAAUAUGAUUCCAUCACAGUAUCGAUGUGGAUACAUCGUUUCAUCAAAUAAGGAAUUCAGUCAUGAUGACGUCAUUACCUCCCGUUACGUUUUCAAGGAUUUGAUCCAAGGAGUGCUAGCUAAAGUACAACAAAUGAAAUCAGGUUUAUGUUCUUAA
Molecule: messenger RNA, 1239 nt
Organism: Phaedon cochleariae (mustard beetle)
Lineage: Eukaryota; Metazoa; Arthropoda; Insecta; Coleoptera; Chrysomelidae
Source: the annotation of a GenBank genome assembly